Rubroshorea leprosula is the source of this 1567-nucleotide messenger RNA. Lineage: Eukaryota; Viridiplantae; Streptophyta; Magnoliopsida; Malvales; Dipterocarpaceae. The record is from the annotation of a GenBank genome assembly.
AUUGAAACCAACCCUAAGCUCCUUUUACCUUCAUUCUAUAGGUAGCCCCGAUUAUUGCUGACUUAAGCAUCAGAGUGUCUACCUCGAGUUCCACCUCGGGGCUUUGCAAGGCAAUCCGGAGUGCAGACGCGGACUGAAGAAGGACUUCUGGUUUGGUGCAAUUACAUUUGGCGCCGUCUGUGGGAAUCCGAAUUGAAAGCUUUCUUGUUGCUCUCUCAUCAUGGUUAACACUCGAUCAGUCAGAGCUGGAAACUCAUCUCAGCCUCUUGGACAAGGUCAGGUCCCCAGCAACCUUCCACCUCACCUCCCACCUUCGAUCCAAAAUAUGUUCCCUCCUGUUGAUCAUGCAGAAGGAGGAAAUGAAAACCAACCUCACAACUCAGCUCACAACUCAGCUUCCACCGCCAAUCUAGACGUAGUCAUAGCUCAGCUUGCUGCCAUGCAACAACAGUUUGGUGUCUUUCAAUUAGUAUUGGCUCAGCUCUUAGCUCGGAACAACCCUGGUGAUCCCCUUAUCAAUUUACUCAACCCUGCUCCACAACCCCCAGCUCCACAGCAAAACCCUCAACUAGUUCAGCAUGCUCCUGCUCUUAGUGAAUCUCAGGGCCAAUUUCACAUAGCACUAGCUCAGCAACCCCUUCCUGAUGAUGUCACUCGACGUCUGGACAGCUUAGAAAAAUUGGUAGCCGAACAGCGAGGUAAUGCUCGAACUUGGUAUUACAAUCUACCUCCGAGAUCAAUCAGCUUUUAUAUAGAAAUGGCAUCUGCUUUUGCCACAAAGUUUUCCAGCAGAAGGUUGAUUAGGAAAACUACUUUUGAGCUGAUGCGAGUUAAACAAAGGGAUGGAGAAUCUUUGAAGAAUUACAUGAGCAAAUUCAAUGAUGCAGUGUUGGAAGUUAGCUCCUUCGAUCAGGUUGUGGGAAUUGCAGCUAAGCCAACCCCCUCUAGGAACCAAAACCCAGAUUGGAGAGAUGAGAAUCAGAGUAGGAAACAGAUGAGGAUAGCACAGAACCGAGGUCCGAUGUCGACCUCUAUACCGAGAUUCGGAAGGCCGAACUCAGCACCUCCACAACAAUCUGCAGAUCAUGGUCAUACAACAGAGCAAUGCAACAGGUUGAGGUCUAAGCUGGAAAGUCUAGCCUAUAAAGGAAUGUUGAAUGAGUACAUUCAGAUAGCUGAACAACCAAGAUUUGUCAGAGAACAGGGGCCACAGCCCCAAGGAAUUCGGGUGGUAAUACCUCACAACGACCCUUUGGUCACCUCGGUAAUGAUCAACAACUGUCAAGUCCAGCGUGUACUUGUUGACACUGGCAGCGCACCUGACAUCAUGUACUACCACUGUUUUGAGAGCCUAAGGCUCGACCCAGCUCUGCUACAACGUUAUGAUGGUCCUAUAUAUGGCUUCAACAACCAACCAGUUCCAGUCGAAGGGUUCUAACCAUGAAUGUUGCAUUUGGAAAUGGCCGAACCUAUGUGACUCCUUCAGUUCGGUUUUUGGUGGUUAAGAUGCCUUCCUCUUUCAACGUUGUCAUUGGCUGACCCACAUUAACAAAGAUCUGAGCUGUGG